AUGUCUGUAUCUGUAUCGUCAUCCACUGAUUCAGAACCUGACGGCAGCCAUGACACUUGUCCUCGCAUCCUUGUGUGCGCCUCGCUUCUUCCAGCUUUGACUGCGGCAGGUACCGUUUACACUCGUUGGGGAAGCAAGGGGUGUGCUUCUGCAGGAGCUACGGUGUAUUCAGGUUAUAUGGGCGGAAGUUUUUACGCCCAUCCCGGAUCUGGAGCCAACUACCUGUGUCUACCACCCAAUCCCGUUCCCACCAACAUAUCAAGACCUGCAUACGUCUCCUCCGUGUACGGCACGGAAUACGAAGUGUCGAACAGGCCAGAGAACGACCAGGAUGCUCUGUGUGCCGUGUGCUUCGUCACAGACCGUAUAGCCAACAUCAUGGUACCCGGCACCAACAAGUGUCCGUCUGGGUGGAGCUCCGAGUACACGGGUUUACUCAUGAGCGGGUACGACGGACACGGCGGGUCAACGGAGUUCAUCUGUGUGGACAGCAAACUGGAAGGCCGCAUCGCCUCCAAUGCUAACGAGAACGGCAGGCUGCUGUACGUGGUGGCCAGCAUCUGUGGCAGUCUACCCUGUCCUCCUUACCAGAACAACAACAUCCUGCAAUGCGUUGUUUGCACCAAGUGAGAGUCCAUCGUUCUGUCCCAGGAAUCAAAGAAGAAGACUUCUUCAAUGCGCUCUCGUCCGACGUAAUAGUAUGAAAGAUUAAUUAUAACUUUCACCUGGAAGUUUAAGCCUUUUUUGUAAAGUUAGGGUUUAGAAAAAGCAUAUAAAAUCUUUAGUAUAAGAAGAAUUAUUUCAAUUGUGCUUGGGGCUAUACCGUCGAUGUAUACCGUCUUUUCUGCAAAUAUAACAUUUUUUCUCACAGA
Pomacea canaliculata is the source of this 872-nucleotide messenger RNA. Its product is annotated as short-chain collagen C4-like. The transcript has 3 exons. The coding region runs from base 1 to 630 and encodes 209 amino acids. The record is from RefSeq and is a predicted model, not a curated record. NCBI's taxonomy places the organism in Eukaryota, Metazoa, Mollusca, Gastropoda, Architaenioglossa, Ampullariidae.